Molecule: messenger RNA, 987 nt
Organism: Pieris macdunnoughi
Lineage: Eukaryota; Metazoa; Arthropoda; Insecta; Lepidoptera; Pieridae
Source: the annotation of a GenBank genome assembly
AUGGCCAAAGAGCGUCCUAAAGAAAGCAGCUGCAGCGCAUUAGCGAGAAUUCUCAGAGACUUCUGCAGUUGCUCGGAAAACGCAGCAUGGUCACCCGACAUGACGUCAGACAGAAAAGGCCCAUUCCUAAAAAGCGAGCUAACAAACAUGUCCGCUAUGCGCAGACGCAUCAUGACUAUUGCAAGGCGCAAAAAACACGUCGGAGAACAACCGAAGAGCGAGAAGAAAUCGGAAACACUAACAUCGAACUUAAUAAACACAGUUAGCUCACAAAACAGCACAAUGCGUAGAAACAUCGACAAUUUUCUUAUAUCCCGACGCAUGGUCGCGUUAGACGAGGAUAUAUAUGAGAAACCAAUAGCGAGCUAUUCCUCGUAUGGAGAGAAUUGGUCAUUAAGCAAGUCGUGGAAGGGCAACAAUGCUGAAUACUUCAAUCGUACACUGAAUGAUAGAACUCUGGAACCAAUCGACGAAGUACCGAAACGAAAGAAGCGGAAUCGGAAAAUGAAAGAACAGCUACGCUACGACAGGAAUAUCAAGCGUCAUAUUCGGAUACGUGUUAUGCUGUCUUUGAGAAUGCGUCGGUAUGUGAGGAGGAGGUACCGGAAUGCGAUACAGAAUGUCCCAGUACCACCAAGGAAGUUUCCGCGGGGCGCAUCUGUUACAUCCAGUUUUGGGACACGGUCGUAUCGAAGUGUUAUGACGGAUAAAACCAAUGAUGGGACGGUACUCUUUGAUAUUCACGAGGCUAGGAAUACAACGAUGGAGCUCUGCCAUAGUUAUGAUGAGGACCUCGACACGUUGGAUAUUGCGUUACGCGCCGGAAAUUUUAGGAGCGGUAGACUAGCUGUCGAAGGUUGGUGGUGCGGGAGGGCGAUGCCUGGCGGCAGAGCCAACAAUGGAGCCCUGGCGCUCCACUACGCCGCCGCUAGGGGCUGCCUUGAUUGCGUGCGCUUGCUGGCGAAUACUACACCUGAUGUAUCGUAA